Messenger RNA from Didymodactylos carnosus, 228 nucleotides. The record is from the annotation of a GenBank genome assembly. NCBI's taxonomy places the organism in Eukaryota, Metazoa, Rotifera, Eurotatoria, Philodinida, Philodinidae.
AUGACUGCUACUAGUACUGCAGUAAUGAUAACAACAACAAGAAUUGUUGACGCAACGAUGAUGAAUACAGCAACUAUAACAAAUGGGUAUUUUUCUGACGAAUUGUACUGGCCAAGUGGUUUAUAUUUGGAUGGUAAAAAUCAACAAUUAUAUGUUGGUGAUACAAUCAAUUACCGUAUACAAAAAUUUUCAUUAAAUCAAACAUCACAAUUAUCGAUAAAAUUAUAG